Acyrthosiphon pisum (pea aphid) is the source of this 1930-nucleotide messenger RNA. Its product is annotated as deformed epidermal autoregulatory factor 1 homolog. Gene Ontology annotation, molecular function: DNA binding. The transcript is spliced from 8 exons. NCBI's taxonomy places the organism in Eukaryota, Metazoa, Arthropoda, Insecta, Hemiptera, Aphididae. The record is from RefSeq and is a predicted model, not a curated record. Bases 260 to 1711 code for a protein of 483 amino acids.
UAACGUGAACACGCCGGGGCGUCGAGCGGAAUCGUCGUCGUCGUAGUCGCAGGUGUUUCUUAUCGACCUCGGCGUCCGGUUGUGCACGCGCAGCGAUCGGACCGGAAGCACGGUAGUACGCGGUACCUACGUGUUCUACGAACCGGGCGCGAAAAGACGAACGACCGUUCAUUAACGGAUUGGCAGCAAAACGAUAAUAAUCACGCGACUUUUAUCUUGCGUUGUCACGAAUCGAGAAAAUACAAUACAUAUUAUUAUUAUGUUCGUGACCGACGACCAACAACAACAAAAACAUGGACUGCAAGCGGUGACGGUGGACGAACGUGGUGGCCAGCAGCGUCAUUCGGAAGAGUCCGCCGAACAGACGGACAUGGCCAAGACCGGUACGAGCGCCACCGAAGUGGUAAUCGUCACGGCCGCCGACGCGUUUGAAGAAAACCGCGACGGGUCUUCGUCGUCUCAAGCACGAGGGUCGUCCAUGCCCGCCGGGCAGCCCAAUUACGCGUCGGGCGCUGGCACGUUUGACGUUGUUACCGCCGACUCGUUGCAGCUUUCGGAAUCAAAUGAUUUCACACCUCUCCUGUGCAUGGAUAAUAGUUUAAACAGUGAUACACACACUCAAGUUGAUGGUGAUACAUGGCGAACUGUAGUUCAAGCCGAAGAUGGCGUUUUCAAACCUGCUCAUAUUGUACUUGGACCAGAUAACUCGACCACUAAUAAUGUUCACAACGAAGAGAACGAUCAAGGUGUAUCAUCCCCAAAUACAGUACCUUAUUCUUCAUAUACCGAUGCUGCUAAAUUGCCAGUAUUACCAGUACGAUGCAAAACCACCAACGCAGAACUGCAUAAAAAAAAAUUUGGUUCUGGCUGUCGAGGCAAGUGUAUUAAGUUUAAAAACCACUGGUACACACCUAAUGAGUUUGAAGCCCUUUGUGGGAGGGCUUCUAGUAAGGACUGGAAAAGAAGUAUACGAUUUGGUGGCCGUAGUUUGCAAACAUUAGUAUACGAUGGAGUUUUAUUACCACAUGCUAUGAGUUGUAUAUGUGCAGCCUGUUGUGAUGACGAAUCUGCUAUUGGCCCCGUACGAUUGUAUACUCCAUACAAACGAAUACAUACCAAAAAACAUUCGUCUAGUCGUUCAAAAAAGAAAAAAAUUGAAGAUUGUAUAACUCUUAGUAAUGAUGAAGAUAGUUGUGAUAGCAGUAUAGGUAUAUCAUUAGACAAUGUUGAUAUCAAUAUAAAAGAUGAAAAAUCCAUACUUCUACAGACGGGUGAUAUUUCUCAAGCUGAAAUUGUUCAAUCAAAUGAUUCAAUAGAAGAUAUGUUUAAAAAGUUAGAAAAUGUGUCAUCAAGAAUGAUUAAAAUGAUGAACCAUUUUCGUAACUCUAUGCGUGUUGCUAAGUACAAAUGGAAUAUGGAAAAACAAGAGUUGUUAGCAAAACUUAAGAGGGCCAAUGAGAAUUCUAUAGAAAAUAGGAAUGAUUUUGACGAGGAGACAAUUUCAAAUGUGGCGACAGGAUUACAGCCAAGUAAUGAUGAUAUACCAGAUGUUAAAAAGUGUGCCAAUUGCAAUAGAGGUGCAUUUGCAGAAUGUUCAUUGUGUCAACGUACACCAUAUUGCUCUACAUUUUGUCAAAGUAAAGACUGGAACAAUCAUCAAGUGGAAUGCAUCAAGGGGAACAUUAUGAUCAUUGUACAAACUCAAGAAUAAAUCAUAUUUUAGAUUCUUUAAGUUUUUUCUUAUCAGUUUUCCAAUACCUAAUAUUUUUUUUUUUUUAUGAUUAACAUAGUUUAGUUUAGUAAUUUUAACCUUUAUCAUAGAAUGUUUGUUAAAGAUAAGUGAAUGUUAUAGUUUCUCAACAAAAAAAUUUUUAAGUUACAAAGGUAUAUUCAUAUUUUUAUUUUAAAACUGAUGUAAAUACAAUAUCAA